UGUCUUCAUUUUGGCAUUUAUCUUCAUCACUAUUUAAAUGGGUAGAGAGAAUUGGUGGGUUUUUGAGAUUUAGAGCAGCUUGAAAUAUUGUCCAUGGCUUGUUUCUUGCUAUGUUCUAAGUCACAACAAGAAAUCCCCAUCUCAGAUUCAGUGGAAAAUGUUCAGAAAAGAGAGCUUUUAGGGAGUAGUGUUAGUGGGGAAGAAGAUUUUAGUUCUGAUAACUCUAAAGUUGCUUUAUGUCAAAAUGGAAACAGAGUAAUGGUGGUUGUGGAUUGGAGUGUUGAGGCUAAAGAAGCUUUGGAAUGGACACUCUCUCAUGCUGUUCAGAAAAAUGACACCAUUGUUCUUGUCCAUGUUCUCAAAAGUUUGAAGCUUCAACGUGAGAGUUUCAUAGGUUUUGAGUUUGGUAAUAAGGUGAAUUACAUAAAGGCCCACAAGCUUCUCUUUUCUAUGAGAAGUAUGUGCCUAAAGACAAAGCCUGAGGUGCAAGUAGAGGUAGCAUUGCUGGAAGGGAAAGAAAGAGGUCCAAUAAUUGUGGAGGAAGCAAAGAAGCAUAAACUUUCGCUUUUGGUACUUGGUCAAAGGAAGAGGCCACUUCUUCGACGUUUAUUGAACAGAUGGGCAAAGAGACGCAGUCGAAGGAGGAAGAAGAAGAAGACUUGUCGAGCCACGGCGGAGUAUUGCAUUCAGAACUCAUCUUGUAUGACCAUUGCAGUAAGAAAGAAGAGCAAAAGGAUUGGAGGAUAUUUGAUUACAACCAAAAGUCACAAGAACUUCUGGCUCUUGGCUUGAUCUUUUCUUUAUUAUUAAUUUUUUCUCAUCUUUUUUGUGCUACAUAGUCUCCCACCUUUUUUGGGUUACAAAGUGAAUACGAUGUUUAGACACUUAGACCUUCAAACUUGGACUUAUGCUAUACUAUGGAGUUAGUUGUUACUGCAUCUAUGGGUAAAGUUUGAAUUUUCACUCAGGAAAAGGUUCUGAAAUUGUAGAUUCAAUCCUACAAAAAGUUAUUCAAAGAUCCUGCUCUGUAAA
Cucumis sativus (cucumber) is the source of this 1032-nucleotide messenger RNA. RefSeq lists its product as uncharacterized. The coding region runs from base 94 to 792 and encodes 232 amino acids. The transcript is spliced from 3 exons. NCBI's taxonomy places the organism in Eukaryota, Viridiplantae, Streptophyta, Magnoliopsida, Cucurbitales, Cucurbitaceae. The record is from RefSeq and is a predicted model, not a curated record.